Messenger RNA from Colletotrichum higginsianum IMI 349063, 2868 nucleotides. RefSeq lists its product as uncharacterized. Bases 1 to 2868 code for a protein of 955 amino acids. Lineage: Eukaryota; Fungi; Ascomycota; Sordariomycetes; Glomerellales; Glomerellaceae. The transcript has 2 exons. The record is from RefSeq and is a predicted model, not a curated record.
AUGCCAGGCUUCGGUCGCAUUGGACGGCACCACAACCGCUCGCAGCAAGCACUUGUUGACCCGAGCGGAGAGGUUGCUGGACCAGCGGCUUCGCAUUCUACACCUGGGCCGCCUUCCGGACCUGCUGCCGCCGGUCUUGGUGCUCCUCCUUCCUCCUCUACCUCACCUCAUCCUCACCUUCACUCCUCCUCCCUGGCUCCUGCCUCGAGUGCAAGCACAGCCAACGCCGCCGGCGCUAAUAGCCAAAUUACCCCCCUUUCAGCCUCGUCGACCGCCUUCAGCUCCAGCGAAUCCUUUGACAUUCACCAAAACCAGCUGCCACAUCAACAGCAACAUCAGCACCAACCGCAGAUCCAACACCACCUACAGCAGCAACAACUGCCAAACAUUCCGCAGCAAGGGCAGCAAGGACCACCUCCACCGCCCCACGAUUACCCUCCUCCCUCCUCGACCACCGCCGUCGCUGCUUCUGCUUCUGCUUCUGCCUCACGCAACUCCCUCCUCUUGCAACACCACAACCCCCCCAUUGCUGAUUUACGCCAAAGGAGUCUGCAGGAUUUCAACGACUCCGUCUCCCGCUCACAGUCACAGCGCUACCCCCCCGGCGUGGCCCCUUACCCUAACAACAACCAAUUCAACCCUGCUGCGUCCAGCUCCGUCGACAAUCUUAGAGCGCCCGCCAACAACACCUCUGCUGCUCCAGUCCAUACUCAAGCGACAUCGCCUCUUGCCCAACCCCCUCAGGAGAAGCGAUCGGCACGGAGACUGCUCAAGAACAUCUUGGGCGGAUCGGGCCGCGAACAUCACAACACCCCGCCCCCCCAAUCUACCCCGCCAAGUUCCUACGAUAACACUGCCGGUCUCGCUCGCCGACCAUCCAAGAGAGUGAGCAACCCACCAUCAAGAACCGCUGUCUUGCCCCAGCAGCCUUCCCAACUGUCUUUGGAUCAACAGUCCGCCGACUGGCCACUCCCGGGACCUUAUCAACAACCGUCCCCGCUGCAGGGCGUUGGCGAGACCAACCAUCACCACUUGACACAAGACCCUAACAGAGACCCCCGUAUACAGAACCCCGAACCCAACCGCAACUCGAUUCGUUACGUGCCGACAGACUUCGAGAACACCCCCUACGAAGAGCCUGUCUACGGGGAUCAGCAGCCGCAGCAGGUGCCCGCUUUGCUAGAGCAGCAUCAACUCGCCCAGCCGGCUGCUUACGACCCCUCGCAGCAGCAAUACCAACAGCAUCCCCAUCAGCAAGGUGCCCAAUACCAGGCCGGAUCGCCUGCCAUCUAUACCAGCCACCUGGAUACCGGCUCGCAUCAAAACCCUGAGACCGUCUCCCAGCUGUCGCAUGAAUCACCUGUCACCGAUUCAGACGCUCGCUCGGCAAACGUUCAGUCCACCCAAACCUCCCCCGCACUAAGAUACGCCGUGCAGACCACAGACAGCCCGCUGCCUCCAACACUUCCCCCUUCCCAGCAAGGAACACCUCAGCCUCCACAGCAGAACAUGGCACCCCCCCCUUCCGGUGGCCCUCCCCCGAACCGCCGGUCGCAAGAAACGGAGAAAGCACUGCGCAGUCAGGUCGACGCCCCUGCGGGUCCUCCCCCGGGCUACAGACAGAGCCAGACGAUGCCUCCCGCCGCUGGUGGCAAUGUCGCUGUCUUCCGGGCCGGCGGCGCUCAAGAAGCGCGCCAGUUUGAAGGAGUAGCAGGAGAGCAAGGCCGAAAUAGCCCCCAGCCUUCUAACCCCGAUCGUGAUGGCGCAGAUCCCGACAAGUUCAAGGAGCUCUGUAAGCCCCCAGUGACCAAGUAUAAGAAUGUGAAGCGCCUAUACUUUGACGGCAAGACGCAGAUCGACAACCUCAACUCCCAGAUCGAGCAACUGCAAAAUGCGGUUGCGAACCAGCGCAUGUCGCAGUCUCGCACCGCCCUCGACGACAGCGAGUACAUAACGAGAUUCAACCGCCUCAAUGGCGCUAUCAACAACCUCUCAUUCAACAUUCGAAAGGACUGGCGUACGGUACCGCAGUGGCUGGACAUGUUUGUCAGCAUUGACGCGCUCAAGACUGGAAAGCAGGAGAUGACGGCCGUUGGCCGUGCAGUCAUCACGAGGUGGAUUGUGGAGGAGAUCUUUAACAAGUGCUUCCACCCUGGCCUCAACUUUGAGCUCAGCCGGCAUCUGAAGGAGAUCGAGCUCAACAUCCGGCGCUUCUCCUACACGAUGACUAGCCAAGAAGAGUUCGACGCCUUGACGAACAAGGUCGUCAGCUGGCGGAUGGCUACACUGGAAGGUCUCCAGAGGGUUCUCAACUCGCCGGAAAGUGCAGACAACAGAGCGGACUUCACCCGCAUGUGUACGUCGAAUCUGACGGCGACGUUGUUCCAGUACUUGGCCGACCCGCCGCCCCCCGGUGUCGACAGCAGCGCUUCCAUGAUAGUGGAGCUGGCGGUGGGUAUCGCGGCCAACCUUCCGCUUGAGAGCAGAGACGUCGCGAUCAACUACCCCUUACCUGGAGACCCGGUUCAGUUGAACCUGAUGGAAGUGGAGAAGACGCCGCUCCCACCCUUGGAUAACCCCAAAGCCGAGAGCGAGGCGGAGGGUGACGAGGGAGACAAGGACAAGAACGGCAAAAACCAGCGGGCUGACAAGACCAAAAGUGGUAUGUUUACAACCAUACUCGGCGGCGGACCGCAUGCCAGCCGCAAGGGCAGCACUGCGUCAUCAAUCGUGCUCACAAGUACUGAUGCCGCCCCUCCUUCAGCUCUUCCACCCAAAGACAACAGCACUGUACGGCUUGCGGGCUUCCCCGUUGUGGAAGUCCGGGGCCGCCAGGUUCUGGUGAAGGCAACCGUGUGGACCAUUUGA